Molecule: messenger RNA, 3633 nt
Organism: Oryza sativa Japonica Group (Japanese rice)
Lineage: Eukaryota; Viridiplantae; Streptophyta; Magnoliopsida; Poales; Poaceae
Product: pentatricopeptide repeat-containing protein At5g18475
Molecular function (GO): protein binding
Source: RefSeq, a predicted model, not a curated record
GGGAAGAACACAGCAAGAACACAGCCACUCCCGUGAAGCCUAGAGAAAUCCUGGCCAUCCAAACAUACAAAAAGAGCGUCCAAGAUUUGACAAACGGCCCAGCCAAGGCAGAGGACACUCGCCUUGCUCCUGCUCCGCUCCGCUCCGGCGCCCUGCCUGCGCUGCGCUCGCGAGACACCACACGAGGGCGGCGCCGCGAUUCCACGGCGUCCUGCCGCCCGCCGCCCUAGCCUGUUUCCUCCCCAGCAUCCGCCGCCGCAGGGGAGCAUGAAACCCUCACCCGCUUCCACCAAAGCCCCGCUCCCGUGGAUCUCCCCGCUCCACUACCGAAGCCCCACACGCGCCGCGCCGCCCUCCCCGCCGCCGCCGCCGCCUCCGCUGCCCGAAGCGCCCCUCACGCAGCUGCGGUACGUCCACCACCCCGACCUAGCCCGCCUCAUCGCCUCCUCCCCCUCCGCGCAGCGCGCGCUCGACCUCUUCAACGCCGCCGCCGCGCAGCGCGGCUUCUCGCACACCCCGGCCACCUUCGCCGCGCUCCUCGUCCGCCUCGCCCGCUCUCGCCUCCCCUCCGCCGCCGCCGCCGUCCUCCGCCGCGCCGCCUCCGCGCCCUGCCGCUUCCUCGAGCCGCAGUUCCUCCCGCUCCUCCGCCUCCUCCCGCCCGACCACUCCCUCGCGCUCCUCCGCCUCCUCCCCGCGCUCCUCCGCCGGGGCCGCGUCUCCCGCAAGGCCCUCGCCGUCUGCCUCGACCGCCUCGUCUCCUCCCGCCGCUGCCCCGAUGUUCUCACCGAGCUCCUGGCCGACCUGCGCGACCCCCGGAGCAAGUACCUUCCGCAGCCCAACACGUGCAUCUACAACAUCCUCAUCAAGCAUUACGUCAAGAAAGGCGAUUUGGGGACAGCCUUCCAGGUGUUUGAUGAAAUGCGUAAGAUGAACUGCGCUGAUGUUAGACCAAGCUUAGUCACCUAUUCAACAUUGAUAGGUGGGCUCUGUCGUGGGGCUCAGAUGAAGGAAGCGUUUGAACUAUUUGAGGACAUGAUCGAGAAGGACCGCAUUGUGCCAGACCAGCUAACAUACAAUUUGCUCAUCGGUGGAUUCUGCAGGCUAGGACAGGUGGAGAAAGCACAAUCGAUCUUUGGAUUUAUGAGGAAGAAUGAGUGCGAGCCAAAUGCCUUCAACUAUGCCACUUUGAUCAAUGGGCACUGUAAGAAAGGGGAAGUGGAGGCAGCGAGGGGGGUAUUUGAGGAGAUGAUUAGAUCUGGGGUUCAGCCGGAUGCUGUCAGCUAUACCUCACUUGUUGGAUGCCUUUGUCGGCAUGGGAAUGUGGAUGAGGGGAUCAAUCUUGUGCAGGAGAUGUGGCAGAAAGGGUGUAAGGCUGAUGUUGUCACAUACAAUCUGCUGCUUGAGGGGUUGUGCAAAGAUAGACGGAUAGCGGAAGCAGUGACCUUGCUUGAGAAGUUACCGUCCGAAGGAGUACAGCUGAAUGUCGCAAGCUACCGGAUUGUGAUGAAUUGCCUGUGCUCAUGUGGAGAGAUGGAGAAAGCGGCUGGCUUGCUGGGCAUGAUGCUCGGACGAGGAUUUGUACCUCACUAUGCAGCAUCAAACAUGCUGUUGAUUGGUCUGUGUGAUGUUGGGAGGGUAUCAGAUGCAACAGUCACAUUGUAUGGACUGGUGGACACUGGGUUCAUGCCAGAGGCUAGAUGCUGGGCAAGGCUGAUUGAGUCUGUGUUCCGGGAGAGAAAGCUUAGGAGAUCUAUUGAGCUGUUGGAUGUGCUGAUUGCUGAAGGGUGACCAAGUCAACUUGCUCCAGCAUGGAUUGUUUUGAGUUUUUGACUGAUUUCAUCACCUGAAGGGAGGUGAAAAACCAGGUAUUGAGAUGUUCCAAUAAGGAGUGAUGACCUACUGAAGCCACAUAGGUUUGAUAGACAUGGGCUGAUGACUGUGCAGGAGAUGACUGAAGGGAUGAGUGAUUUGCAGCAGGACUGUGUGUGCAAUCAAUCUUCACUAAGGUUAGCAAGCACCAAGCAAUGACCAGCCUGACCCAAUUCAUGAUGGAAUCUGCGAUCAUUCCGAGGUUGGGGAAUCUUCGGAAGGUGCCAUGACACAUGGUUACUUUGAUGUUUCAUGAUUAUGCCAAAAAUAGUACUCUGUACAUGAUUAAUAACUGACAAAGGAAGCUGAAGUCUGAACGACCAUUUUGUGGACAGGUGUUCAUUUUCCUUAUUUGCUGGUGUGUUCUUAUGAAGGGUUACUGACUGCUUGACAAUGGACAUAUCUGUGUAAUACACUGUCAUUGUGGAAUCCAUAGAGAUGUUUCAUGGUAUUUGACUGUAUGCAAGAAGGAAAUGUGCAGAGAGUCACCAUUGUCAUCUUGAUUGUUUGAUUAUAGAGAUCCAAAACCAAAGUUUUACACAAGGCCAAACUGCAAAGUUGAGAAACAUGGUAUGAGUUCAUGUUGAAGGCAGAGAUUCAUUCAACCUUCUUGAUUGGAGACUUUGCAAUGGAAUUAUUUCUAUGCAAAUGUAGAGAAUGUCCAGGAGUUCAGGACCUGCUGGCAACAUAAAGAACUCAGUGGCAGCUGGCAAUGUAUUCAGCAAAGAUCAUAGUUGUUUUCUGACCUUCAAUGGCAGGAAGCAGUCCUAAAGCAGUGCAUUGAGGCUGAGCAACUUGAAAGUGUCAACAUGGCUGGAAUAAACCUAAUCAAUAAACUAAGAGAAGCCCUCAAUGAACAGGCUUUGAGCACCUUUUAUAUGUUUCUUAAAAAAUAUUCUACCAUGGUGUGGCAUAUAAUGAUAUAAGCAUAUUAUUACAUUCAUAAAUAUUUAUGUUUUUUUCCUUUUAUAUAACAGGAAACAAAGUCAGAGCUUCUUCGCAAUCAGUUGCAUGUAAGGAUUAUUCUUUUAUACAUUCUCACUUGUUAUUGUCCUUGUUAUAACUUCAUCUUUCACUGCAGAAGCACACCUUAGAUUAUUCUAUUUCUUAUAUUCCAUGUCUAUUAUCGCUUAAUUACUAUAAUGGAACAUUUAAGGGUCAAAAUUAUGAUGAGCAUUUUCAUGGAUGCAUAAGCUUUCGUAUUACAGUGUCUGCUUGCUUUGAGCUUUACUCCAUUCUUGAUGCCUCAGCCUAAGAUGACCCAUGAGUCCAUGAUAUGUGAGCACAACCUCAGUUUUGCUUUGUCAAGCACUUCCAUAAAGUCAUAAACUUAACUUAUCUAUAAGCGUAUCCUAAUAAAAAAUUUAUGGUCAAAAAUCAAAUAUCAUAUAUUUUAACGAGAGGAAUAGCUCGUAUCUUCACCAAUCUGUUCUAUAGACAAUUCCAUGUGUAGUACUAGUACUGAAAGACCUCAUGAUGUCACAACUGGUAGAAAGACAAUGAGUGACAAAGUAUGCGGCAAAAUAACGGUGGUACACAAGGAAUUUGUUGAAGAUUUGUACUUGUAAAUUUAUUUUGUAUUGUUGUGGAAAUUUGUUGUGCUUAGGCUAAAACUUGGAUACUCGGAGAAAUUUUCUUUAGAACUACUUGACUGUUUUAUAACUAGAAUUCUACAUUGUAUUUUACGCACAUGUUUGGAUGGGUCAUGGGUGUGAUCUAUAUAAUGGAUUGUUUAUAAAUAGAGAUAUUAUAUUUCUACCACUA